AUGACAGACGCCCCCGUGGCACCAGCGAAAUCGAAGCCCACAACUAAGAGCUCUAAAUCAGGCACAGCUGAAGGUAGCUCUGACAAGAAGCGAUUUGAGGUUAAAAAGUGGAACGCCGUCGCGCUCUGGGCAUGGGAUAUUGUUGUAGACAACUGUGCCAUCUGUCGAAACCACAUCAUGGAUCUCUGUAUCGAGUGUCAGGCGAACCAAGGGUCCUCAACAGCAGAAGAAUGUACUGUUGCGUGGGGAAUCUGCAAUCAUGCCUUCCAUUUUCAUUGCAUUUCACGAUGGUUGAGGACGAGACAAGUGUGCCCCUUAGAUAACAGAGACUGGGAAUUCCAGAAAUAUGGCCGAUAA
This is a messenger RNA of Uncinocarpus reesii 1704, 357 nucleotides long. Its product is annotated as RING-box protein 1. The transcript is spliced from 4 exons. Bases 1 to 357 code for a protein of 118 amino acids. Gene Ontology annotation, biological process: protein ubiquitination; ubiquitin-dependent protein catabolic process. Gene Ontology annotation, molecular function: zinc ion binding; ubiquitin protein ligase activity; cullin family protein binding. NCBI's taxonomy places the organism in Eukaryota, Fungi, Ascomycota, Eurotiomycetes, Onygenales, Onygenaceae. Gene Ontology annotation, cellular component: cullin-RING ubiquitin ligase complex; nucleus. The record is from RefSeq and is a predicted model, not a curated record.